GCAUUAAUCGUGUGAUAUCACAUUCCCAGUGAUUUUCGUAUUUAGCGGAUUUAGAUUUAUUUUUUAACUUUAUGUUAGGAUACAGCAAUUACCCGAUGUCGCACUUUUCAAUGAUAUUUUCUCUCUAAUAAGUAAUCAAAAUGCAUAUCAUUGAUUGAACUUGCAUUUAUGAGACUAGGGUUCCAUCUCUUGGUUCGACUUCGAUUGAUAACAUUAGGGUUUCAUCUCUUGUUUUGUUAUUUUGAUGAUUGCAAAUUUAUUUUCCGAGCUCAGUUUUGUUGCCUUAUCGGCUGUCAUCCCGUUGAACCCUAACUCUUCGAGUCAUUCUCUCAGGAAAAAUUUCUAUCAUUUUCUGAUUCAUUUCUACCUAUUCUGAUUUGCUUUAUUGCUUAAUAUUCAAAAUAUGGGGUCUUGAUCACUUUAUGGGGACGAGAAAAACUUUCAGAAUCAUCUGAAAGUUGUUGUCUAAAACCACCCGAUUUCAGAAUUACAUCGAUACUGAAAGUUUCAUCUUACAUUGAUUUUGAAAAUUGAAAGCUUUAUUAACUAGUGAAUAAAAGAGCGGAGGUUUGUCAAGUGACAUACUAAGGAAAAGUAACUAAACGAACGAACAAAGCUCUUGUUAAUGAAACUAAUGAUUAAAUUUAAUCAAACAAGAAACAGACUAGAGUAAGAAAUGAUGAACAUUAAUAAGUGCAAAGAUAUGAAACUUAAGCAACAAUAAGAGUAUAAGUUUUUACUAUUUCAUUAGAAUUUGUUAACACAUUCUCUAUACACAAAUGAUAAUUUAAAAUGUGAGAUGUACUUGCUGUUCAUUAAUAACGGAUAGAAAUCUGCACAAUAUUAACUACCACUAUACCACUUACAGACGACCACAUAAUUUACGAAUGCAUGUAAAACAUGAGAUUUUGAAGUGAUAUGAAGUACAUGUUAACCAUCACUUGAUGUAUGGUCAUGUAUAUAGGGAUACUACAAGUUUUGGGAUCAAAAAUCAAGUAAAUGUUUUUGUUGUUUCGUUAUCAACUCCUUGUCAAAUUAGGAAAUUUUGUAUAAUGGUAACAUUGAAUUUUAGUUCCUGAGUUAUAAAUAUUUGUAUGAAUGUUAGGUUAAAAAUAGUAUCAUUGUUAUUUUUUCAUUUUAAGGGAAAAUGGAAAAAGGUCAAAGAGAUUGAGGGUCCAACAUAAUCAUAUAAGGGAAGAAUUUGAGCCGAGAGAGGAGGAAGAGAUGAUUAAUAUUUUGCUAGUAAUCAAUGUUAUAGUGGCUGCCACUUUUAACGUAUAAAUCCUAAAAGAAGUUAGGUAGUUUGGUGCUUUUUAGUAAUUACAUACAUACUUAGUUCUAAGCUUUUACAUUGUAGUGGCUGAAAGUUUUAAUGUUAUGGAUAAAAUACUCUAUCGUGGAUACUGAAAUCCAAGCAAGUCUUCUUGACCUGAAGUUGGGACCGAGAAGACAUGGAUAAGAAGGGGAGAUAGUUUCUUUUAGUAAGUGUAUGCCGUUGGUAUGUUAUUUUGCCUUAUUAAAGCAACAAUGGCAGGUUACCUGCUAUCUAUGUUAUAAGCAGGUAUAAACAUACAUAUCGGUCAGGUUUCCGAACAGCCUUGUGUGAAACUGAUCCUCUGUAGCUAACACCACAAACUUCAUUCUCUGACUUACUUAUUUUGAGUGAUUAUAUAGGGAUUAGGUAAAUGUUUGUGCACUAAAACCUCUAUUACCUUUGAUUGAAUAGCAGUGUCUUACUUUAAGCUUGUAAUAAUUGGUGCUUCCAUUUUUUUUCUUUUCAUAGAUUUGGCAAAUUAUCUUCUUGUACCUCACUGCUUUCAAGUUCUUGUAUUUUAUUUGCAGAAUACUUCUUUGCUUAGUUAUAAUUGUUCAUUAAGUGAGUACUUAUGCACAAUGUUUUGCUUAUAUUGCAUGUUGGAAGACACUGCACGAUUUUGCGUUGCCUUUGACAUGAGAAGCAUAUUGUUGAUAUCGCAUCCACACUAAAAUGUAGCGUAGCUCUGUAUGAUCAAUGGACGCAGGUAUGAAGCAGCUGCUUCAGUCUCUAGUUGAGAUUGAAACCGAAGCUGAGCAUAUCCUCUUGGCAAGGCAUCAGAUGGUUGAAAAUGACAGGAUAAGAAAUGGUAACAGAGAGGCCUUAACAGCUCUUCGCAAAAAGGCUCGCACCACAAAGAGCAGUGUUCCAUCUCCUUUCGAGGCAAUAAUGAAGGAUUUAGAGGGAACUGGAUCAAGGCCACUUGUGGAAGAGAUUUGUUCGACUUGUGGGAAUCACGACUCGAAGGAAUACACAUGGAUGAUGUUUCCAGGAUCUGAUAUUUUUGUGCGUAUGCCUUUUCAUGCAGUCCACACAGUACUAGAGAAAGAUCAAGAGAAACUGGAUUACGAAACCAAGAAGCUGCAGAGCUAUGUGAAAGAGAAGUCGUUGAUAAUCUCCGACAAAGGAGUUCUUGCUGACAGGGUUAGUCCUGGUGUUGUCAAGUCUUUGGUCACAUUAACUGAUAACUCCAAAUAAAAUUUGUAGCAGCGCUCAGUAAAUAUUCACUGUCGACAUGUAAUACUUAUCUGUGGAAUUCAUUUUUAAUGUCGAUUGUGUUGCUCGUCUUGAAAUUCUCUAUGUCCUGGAUCAUCUCUCUCCGUAAGUCAAGAUUGCAGGUUCUGCAUUAAGA
This is a messenger RNA of Asparagus officinalis (garden asparagus), 2666 nucleotides long. Its product is annotated as p53 and DNA damage-regulated protein 1. NCBI's taxonomy places the organism in Eukaryota, Viridiplantae, Streptophyta, Magnoliopsida, Asparagales, Asparagaceae. The transcript has 4 exons. The record is from RefSeq and is a predicted model, not a curated record. The coding region runs from base 2012 to 2512 and encodes 166 amino acids.